GGCUGUACACUGCAGGCAUCAUGAAGAUUUUCUCCCCGUUCAUAGCGAGCUUCAGGCGACCCGUUAAAGUCGUUCUGCUGCUCCUCUUAUGUGUGGGAUACUCCCGCGGGAUGCCGCACGUUUUACGAUUCGGAGGGAUAUUUGAAUCUAUUGAAUCAGGGCCGUCUGGAGCUGAGGAACUAGCCUUUAAGUUUGCUUUAAAUACAAUCAACAGAAACCGAACUCUACUGCCAAACACAACACUCACAUACGACAUCCAAAGGAUAAACAUCCACGAUAGUUUCGAGGCUUCCAGAAAAGCCUGUGACCAGCUGUCUCUCGGAGUGGCGGCUAUUUUCGGUCCCUCUCAUAGCUCUUCAGCCAACGCAGUCCAGUCCAUCUGUAAUGCGCUGGGAGUGCCACAUAUCCAGACCAAAUGGAAACACCAAGUGUCAGACAACCGGGACUCAUUCUAUGUUAGUCUUUACCCGGACUUCUCCUCCCUUAGCAGAGCCAUCCUGGAUCUGGUCCACUUCUUCAAGUGGAGGAUGGUGACCGUGGUGUACGACGACAGCACAGGUCUGAUCCGGUUACAGGAGCUCAUUAAAGCCCCCUCUCGUUACAACAUCCGGUUAAAAAUCCGUCAGUUGCCAGCAGAAACGAAGGACACUAAGCCUCUUCUUAAGGAGAUGAAACGAGGAAAAGAGUUCCAUGUGAUCUUCGAUUGUGGCCACGAGAUGGCUGCUAACAUUCUCAAACAGGCUUUAGCCAUGGGGAUGAUGACGGAGUAUUAUCACUACAUUUUUACCACACUGGAUCUCUUUGCACUGGACGUAGAGCCGUAUCGCUACAGCGGUGUUAACAUGUCUGGCUUCCGCAUUUUAAACACUGAGAACAGCCAAGUGGCCUCCAUCAUUGAAAAAUGGUCCAUGGAGCGACUCCAAGCACCUCCCAAACCGGACUCUGGCUUAUUAGACGGGUUCAUGACGACGGACGCAGCUCUGAUGUACGAUGCCGUGCACGUGGUGGCUGUAGCUGUACAGCAGUCUCCUCAGAUCACUGUCAGCUCUCUCCAGUGUAACCGGCACAAACCCUGGCGCUUCGGCAACCGCUUCAUGACUCUGAUUAAAGAGGCCCACUGGGACGGUUUAACCGGGCGGAUAAAUUUCAACAAAACCAACGGCUUACGGACAGAUUUUGAUCUGGAUGUGAUCAGCCUGAAGGAGGAAGGACUGGAGAAGAUUGGAACAUGGGAUCAUGUAAGUGGCCUGAACAUGACUGAACAUCAGAAGGGAAAAAUGGCAAAUGUCACAGACUCACUCACAAACAGGACGCUGUAUGUGUCAACAAUACUGGAGGAACCGUACGUGAUGUUUAAGAAGUCGGACAAGCCCCUGCAUGGUAACGAUCGCUUCGAGGGCUACUGCAUAGACUUGCUGCGAGAGCUCGCCAGCAUCCUGGGAUUCAUCUACGAGGUGCGGCUGGUCGAGGACGGCAAGUACGGGGCUCAGGAGGAGAGCACAGGCCAGUGGAAUGGCCUGGUCCGAGAGCUCAUCGACCAUAAAGCUGAUCUUGCAGUGGCUCCUCUGGCCAUCACCUACGUACGGGAGAAAGUCAUCGAUUUUUCCAAACCCUUCAUGACACUGGGGAUAAGUAUUCUGUACCGCAAGCCCAACGGCACCAACCCGGGCGUGUUCUCCUUCCUCAACCCUCUCUCCCCUGACAUCUGGAUGUAUAUUCUGCUGGCUUACUUGGGUGUCAGUUGUGUGCUGUUUGUCAUAGCCAGGUUUAGCCCCUACGAAUGGUAUAACCCCCACCCGUGCAACCCUGACUCGGACGUUGUGGAAAACAAUUUCACCCUGCUUAAUAGUUUCUGGUUCGGAGUUGGAGCUCUCAUGCAGCAAGGAUCUGAACUCAUGCCCAAAGCACUUUCCACCAGGAUAGUAGGAGGCAUCUGGUGGUUCUUCACCCUCAUCAUCAUUUCCUCCUACACAGCCAACCUGGCUGCCUUCCUCACUGUAGAACGAAUGGAGUCUCCCAUCGAUUCGGCCGAUGACCUGGCCAAGCAGACCAAGAUCGAGUAUGGAGUGGUGGAGGACGGCGCCACGAUGACCUUCUUCAAAAAAACAAAGAUCUCAACCUACGACAAGAUGUGGGAGUUUAUGAGCAGUCGCAGGCAUUCAGUCAUGGUGAAGAGUGUGGAGGAAGGCAUCCAGCGGGUACUCACCUCAGAUUAUGCCUUCCUAAUGGAGUCCACCACGAUCGAGUUUGUCACCCAGCGGAACUGCAACCUCACACAGAUCGGCGGCCUUAUUGACUCUAAAGCGUAUGGAGUUGGGACUCCUAUGGGCUCUCCGUACAGAGAUAAGAUCACAAUAGCAAUCCUGCAGCUGCAGGAGGAGGGGAAGCUGCACAUGAUGAAGGAGAAGUGGUGGAGAGGGAACGGCUGUCCGGAGGAAGAGAGUAAAGAGGCCAGCGCCCUGGGUGUGCAGAACAUUGGAGGAAUCUUCAUUGUUCUGGCUGCCGGACUCGUCCUGUCUGUCUUCGUUGCAGUCGGAGAGUUCCUGUAUAAAUCUAAACAAAAUGCACAACUUGAAAAGAGGUCCUUCUGCAGUGCCAUGGUGGAAGAACUGCGGGUGUCCCUCAAGUGCCAGCGCCGGCUCAAACACAAGCCUCAGCCACCCGUCAUGGUCAAAACGGAGGAAGUAAUCAACAUGCACACCUUUAACGACCGGAGAUUACCAGGCAAAGAGACUAUGGCUUAAAUCAGACACUUUCUUUCUCUUUCUCGAUACGGAAAAGAGAACAAAUGAAUGAGUGGUAGGGUGGGACAAUAGCUACAUUUAUACAUGGGUGGGGGAUUAGCAGGAUAAUUGUUCAGAGUGGUAAAUAUCAUCAUUGUUUUACAGCAAUUAGUUAUUCGGUGAAGAAAAAAAAAGUGAAACAUAUUUCCUGUGGAAAUAACUUGAUUCUGGGAAAAAUUUAAGUGCGUUACCUCAUCAUUCCUGCCACCAGGGUAUGGACUGAUUGGUAUUGGGGUUUGGGAUAAAAAAAAAAAAGAAGGAAAUACCGAGACAGAUAAGCAUUUGUUGCAGAAGAUGGACUGUCCCUUUAUUAUGUUCACGUUAGUUUAGGUUUGUGAAUCUGUAAUCUCUCUGGCCAACCUAACGAUUCUCAGUCUAGAGGCCACAUAGAGAAUAGUCGAGUACAUUAACAUGACCUAAGAGACGUUUGCAGUCAGUACACAAAACGGGGGAAUUUAUGAUCACAUGGGGAAAACUAUAACAUGUUAUAACAAGUGUACAUUUCUGCUUUUUUACCAUUACAAAUGCAUUGCACAGACCCAGUUGAAUUAAUAGUAAACAUAUAUAAACAUAAAUCUUGAAAUACUCUAUAAGACAAAAGUAUUGGGACACCCAUGAAACCUGAAUUCACGUGUUUCAGCUAUGACAAUUGCUAACAGGUGUAUUAAAUAAAUUAUAUAAAGGAAAUGAUAUG
Trichomycterus rosablanca is the source of this 3477-nucleotide messenger RNA. It is a transcript of the gene grik2, whose product is annotated as glutamate receptor, ionotropic, kainate 2. Bases 21 to 2744 code for a protein of 907 amino acids. Gene Ontology annotation, molecular function: transmitter-gated monoatomic ion channel activity involved in regulation of postsynaptic membrane potential; kainate selective glutamate receptor activity. The record is from RefSeq and is a predicted model, not a curated record. The transcript is spliced from 16 exons. Gene Ontology annotation, cellular component: presynaptic membrane; kainate selective glutamate receptor complex; plasma membrane. NCBI's taxonomy places the organism in Eukaryota, Metazoa, Chordata, Actinopteri, Siluriformes, Trichomycteridae. Gene Ontology annotation, biological process: synaptic transmission, glutamatergic; monoatomic ion transport; modulation of chemical synaptic transmission.